AUGUCGAUGAAGAAAUUACAGGCCGAAAUUGACCGGGUCUUGAAGAAAGUGAGUGAAGGUGUGGAGACAUUUGACAACAUUUACGACAAAAUACAAUCCACCAGCAACUCGAAUCAGAAGGAAAAGUACGAGCAAGACCUCAAGAAGGAGAUAAAGAAAUUACAACGUUUGCGUGAUCAAAUCAAGACAUGGCUAUCAUCCAACGAUAUCAAAGACAAGUCAGCGUUGAUGGACAACCGAAAACUGAUAGAAUCAGAGAUGGAGAGAUUCAAAAAUGUAGAGCGUGAAAUGAAGACAAAAGCCUUUUCAAAAGAAGGACUAUUGCAACGAGAGAGAAUGGACCCCAAAGAAAAGGAAAAAGCCGACGCGUGCGACUGGAUUUCGACGACAGUCGAUGAAUUAUCUCGACAGAUUGAAAUGGCAGAAGCUGAGCAAGAGACGCUUCAAGGUACAUCGAGAAAAGGCAAGAAAGAUCAUGCCAAAGUUGAACGAACAAACGAACUGGAGCACUUUAUCGAGCGUGAUCGAUGGCAUAUCAAUCGAUUGGAGUUGAUUUUGAGAUUACUGGAGAACGACCAGCUAUCUCCCGACAGAGUGCUUGCUAUCCAAGACGAUGUGCAGUACUACCUCGAGUGUAACCAGGAACCUGAUUUUGAAGAAGAUGAGCUUGUGUACGACGACCUAAAUCUCGAAGAAGAGGAAGAGAUGUAUAAUGUGGGCACCGAAGAGCAUUUCGUGUCAGAAGAUGUAGAGGAAAAGACACUAAGCAAAAAGUCUAAAGACAAAGAUCACGACGACGAGACAUCUUCACUCAGUUCAUCCACUCGAAAAACAGCAGCAUCCAGUAGUCCAAUCAGCUCGAAAUCAACAACGACAAGUAGUCCAAAAGCACCUGCAAGCGUGCCGCCGAUCAAGUCUCCAGAAAGCAACACUGCAACGACAAACAAUCUCAAGUAUGCCCAAGCAGCUGGAGCAACAGAAGGAAGCCCAACUUCCUCUGCUAAAGUUCAAUCACCCAAAGUGGUAGUACCAUCCGCAUGGGCGGAACCCAUCAAGAUUGCGGACCAGAUCAAAUCCAAUGCUGCACCUACACCAGACGACAAGUCAGCAUCAACGCCACCUUCCGAGAAAUCAAAGCCCAUGUCGUCUUCUGCGCCUGGUGCGCAAGUGAAUAAUAGUGUGACCAACGGCGCUGCGAAAUCAUUACCGAUGGAUGCUUCCUUGACCCAACAACCCGGAGCAGAAUUGGAUUCUCGUCUGCCUUCUUCACUGCUUGACCUUGCAGCCUCAUUUGAGGCCAUCAAAUCCAAAGCAGCAGCUGCUAACGAUGACAAUACACAGUACACAAAUCGUAUGCUGGAUGCCAGCUUACAGUAUGUUCCUGACCUGAUAGACUCGGAAAGGCCCAAGGUGUAUCAAGCACAAACCCCUCAAUUGACACCAGCUUAUUAUCCCCAACAGCCUCUCGCUAUUUUUGAUAAUCCCAGUCUUUUUGAAAAGUUUGAUAUGGAUGCAUUGUUCUUUAUUUUCUACUAUCAACAAGGCACCUAUCAACAGUAUUUAGCAGCUAAAGAGCUGAAAAAGCAAUCAUGGCGUUUCCACAAGAAGUACCUGACAUGGUUUCAACGACAUGAGGAGCCAAAGACGAUUACAGACGAUUAUGAGCAAGGCACCUAUAUUUAUUUUGAUUACGAAGGUGCCUGGUGUCAGCGUAAAAAGACUGAAUUUAGAUUUGAAUAUCGUUAUUUGGAGGACGCAUGA
Messenger RNA from Mucor velutinosus, 1761 nucleotides. Its product is annotated as CTP synthase ura7. Bases 1 to 1761 code for a protein of 586 amino acids. The transcript is spliced from 9 exons. Gene Ontology annotation, cellular component: P-body; nucleus; CCR4-NOT core complex. Gene Ontology annotation, biological process: nuclear-transcribed mRNA poly(A) tail shortening; regulation of DNA-templated transcription. The record is from RefSeq and is a predicted model, not a curated record. Lineage: Eukaryota; Fungi; Mucoromycota; Mucoromycetes; Mucorales; Mucoraceae.